Molecule: messenger RNA, 576 nt
Organism: Strongylus vulgaris
Lineage: Eukaryota; Metazoa; Nematoda; Chromadorea; Rhabditida; Strongylidae
Source: the annotation of a GenBank genome assembly
GCUGCUGGCCUAACCUACGGCUUCAAAGCACCACGUGCUGAGAAGACGACCCGCACCAGUUCACGAAGCAGAGGCGUUAAAAGCGGCUUUGAAGCUCAACCGGAGAACGUGCAUAUUAGCGAUGAGAGUGACAACAACACUGUGAACCAACUCGUCGAACAGAAGAACAGGGAGAUCGAGAAGUUACUGGAUGCGAACGAGGAGCUGAAGCUGAGAGUAAAGGAACUAAAAGCGGAGUUGCGCGAAGAAAUGCGUAGCAACAUUGAACUGCAGAGAUCCCUAGGAAAACCUGAAGAAAAAGAAACUGACCAACCCGUGCAAUCUUCAACAGGCCCUGGAGAGGAAAGUUCAGAGAAAGAGACCCAGGAGCAAAGAGAUGCUCUUGAGAAAGCAAAAUUGACAGUAGCGUCGUUGGAAAGGAAGAUUGCUGAACUAGUGGACGAGAAGGCUCAAGUGGUUGAAGCCAUUCAAGCCGAACAACAUGCUGUAGUGAGUGAGAAGGACGAACACAUUUCUCAGCUUGUUCAAGAACUCGAAACUGCCAACAACGACCUUCGCGAUGCCAGAAAUCGGUGA